GCUCUACCAAUACAUCGGGAUGCUAGACGUGCAAGCCUCAGUCCUAAUCCUCUAUAUCAGACGUUGGUGGGAGAGAUUCCAUUUCGCCUGCUCGGAAGGAGGAGAGCGAUUAGGGAUUUUAACCAGCCCUAAUCCUCUUCUAAUCAGUGCUUAUUCGAACCUAAUUCCCAUCUAAUCAGCUCUUAUCUUAUAAGAACGCCUCCUUCUCUCUCUCUCUCUCUCUCUCUCUCACUGCAAUGGCGCGAACGGAAAAUGGGGACGAAAUUGCCCUCUGCAUCAACGACAUCCUAACGGACGACGAGCUUCGCGCCAUCCUCUCGAAGCUGGAGAGCGAGAAGGAAAAGGACGGUUUUGCCCUCGUCUGUAAGCGCUGGCUACACCUCCAGAGCACCGAGCGCAAGAAGCUCUGCGCGAGAGCAGGGCCUUUGAUGCUCCGCCGCCUGGCGUCCCGCUUCUCUCGCCUCCUCGAACUGGAUCUCUCCCAGUCGGCGUCCCGCUCCUUCUACCCCGGCGUCACUGACUCCGACCUCUCUGUCAUUGCUGCCGGAUUCCGCUGCCUCCGCACCCUCAAUCUCCAGAACUGCAAAGGCGUCACAGAUUCCGGAAUGAUGGCGCUUGGAAACAGUCUUCCUUCUCUGCAAGCCUUGGAUGUUUCCAACUGCCGAAAGCUAACUGACAAGGGGUUGGUUGCUGUUACCAAGGGAUGCUGCAACUUGAAGAGCUUGCAGCUUGUGGGCUGCAAAUCUGUCACAGAUGGGCUUCUAGAAGCUCUUUCUAAAAAUUGCUGUCAUCUGGAAGAGCUGGGACUGCAUGGAUGCGUCAACAUAACCAACUCCGGACUCUCAUCUCUUGUUGAUGGGUGCUGCCGUAUCAAGUUUCUAGAUGUCAACAAAUGCAGCAAGAUUGGAGAUAUUGGGGUGUCACGUGUCGCCUCAAGCUGCUCUUCCUCGCUGAGGACCCUAAAGUUGUUGGAUUGCUUCGAAGUUGGGGAUGAAUCCAUACUCUCCUUGGCGGAUUCGUGCAAGGAUCUUGAGACCCUAGUCAUUGGCGGGUGCCGGUACGUCUCUGAUGAAUCCAUAAAAGCCCUUGCCCUCGCCUGUAAUCACAGUCUGAGGAACUUACGGUUGGAUUGGUGUUCAAACAUCUCCGACUCUUCUGUGAGCUGCAUCCUGUCAAACUGCAGAAAUCUGGAGGUCCUUGACAUUGCUUGCUGUAAUGAGAUAACUGAUAUGGCUUUCCGGGGAUUGGAGAGAGGAGGUUCCGAGGCACACUUGAAAGUUUUGAAGGCUAGUAACUGCCCAAAAAUUACAGUUUCAGGGAUAGGUGUGCUGCUGGAAUUCUGCAAGUCCCUGGAACAUCUUGAUGUGACGUCAUGCCCACAUGUUACGAAGGCAGGAUGUGAACAGGCGGGUUUGCAGUUUCCUGAAUGCUGUAAAGUGAAUUUUACAGGCAGUUUACUGGGACGGUAUGCACUGGAUGAUGGUUUUCUUUAAAACCAUAUGCAAUUAGGAGCUUGCGGCAGUCAGUAGUUGCAUCCCCUCUUGAAACACAUUGUUUAAGUGCUGAAAACUGCUGGCUACUGCAACAGUGGGUGAGUACUAGUCCUGAAUUGUUUGAUGACAUGUGUCUUUCUGCUCCUGUUUCUUUACCUGUGUUACGUUGAUUUAUUGAUGGUACUGCAAUGCCACAGGGUUGGACACAUAGUCAGAGAAUACGUAGAACAUGCAGUUGUAUUUUCCUGUGUAUAUAUUGUGUGGAUUAGAAAAAAAGAAGAAGAAGGAACAGUCUGUCAUCAUGAAUUUGGAAUUCAAGGUCAUUUGUUGGAUGGUUUGAGUGCAUCAGAAAGGUUCUUUAUGAAUAGUAUGUCAGAAACAGUCUUUAUAAGUUAGAAAAAGGAUGAAUAAGGAAUACCGUAAAAGAAAAGUCACUUAAUGAGGAA
Molecule: messenger RNA, 1939 nt
Organism: Magnolia sinica
Lineage: Eukaryota; Viridiplantae; Streptophyta; Magnoliopsida; Magnoliales; Magnoliaceae
Product: F-box/LRR-repeat protein 4
Exons: 2
Coding region: 237-1493 (418 amino acids)
Biological process (GO): SCF-dependent proteasomal ubiquitin-dependent protein catabolic process
Cellular component (GO): SCF ubiquitin ligase complex
Molecular function (GO): protein binding
Source: RefSeq, a predicted model, not a curated record